UGAGACCUUCCAGGUGUAGAGAGAGACAAGCUCUUGUUCAGGGGAGGGGUGCAUAAACCUGCUUGGACUGCAGACAGUGUCCGCUUCACCACAACAUCUACUUGUAAACACCAUUAGUGCGGGGGAGAGCGAGCACAGACUGUAGCAGUGGGAGAGAGUGCUGAGCGGUGAGAGAGAAGGAAUGGAAAAGAAUGAGAGAGUAAGUGAUGGACCCCUCUGGAACCCUCUGGCAGUUUCUCCUGCAGUUGCUGGAGGAGCAAAGCCACCGGCACCUCAUCUCCUGGACAUCCAAUGAUGGGGAAUUUAAACUGCUGGAUGCAGAGGAGGUGGCACGACUUUGGGGCCUACGGAAAAACAAAACCAACAUGAACUAUGACAAGCUGAGUCGAGCUCUCAGAUAUUACUAUGAUAAGAACAUUAUCAAGAAAGUCAGCGGCCAGAAGUUUGUCUACAAGUUUGUUUGUUAUCCUGAUCCCAACAGCUUGGAAGCACCAAAGGAGGAUGGCAAAUGCAAGGAAUCUGUAAGUGAGCCAAAUCACCCCCCAAAAUCUGCAGACAGCUAUGUCCCCAAAAUGGUGAGGAGCAGCUCCAAGACAAGUCGCAAUGAGUACAUGCGAUCUGGGCUCUACUCCACUUUUACCAUCCAAUCGCUGCAAACUCCACCUACAGUGCAGCCAAGGACUAGCAAGCUGGAAUCUCUGCCAAUCACUGAUGUGCAGCCACAAGUACAGGAUAAGGAUCAAAGCUUCGACAUGUCCUACGAGACAGCUGAGCAGCAGGAUGGAGCUCUCUCCGUUGAGGUCAACAUCCAGAGCUCUGAAGAAAUUCAGCUACAUGUCACUGUGGAUCCCCCCACACCUGAUAUUAAGGUGGAAAGUCCAACAGAAGAGGCCUCACCUGCUGACAUCUCUGAACCUCAGGUUUUUAUCACUUCUUUACCUGAGCUAAAAGUACAAAACUCAGAUCAGCAGCUCACUCAAGAGAUUGUGGUGGUCAUAGAUUCUCCAGAAAAGGACGACAUCAGGAUGAAGACUGAGCCUCAAGAGGAUGUGAGAAAGGAAGACUCUUCCAACUCAACUGUAUCCCCUGAGGGGCUUCCUGUUAAAGGUAAAAAACCAAAAGAUCUGGAACUGCCAUACUCUGCUGCGAAUGGACAAGAAAAGGUGAACGCCGCGGUUAACUCAUUGUUGGCUCCUGGGAGUGCUUCUUCUGUCAUUACUUCUCAUUCCUUGACUCCUCUCCUGCUUACCCCAAGUUCUCUUCCUCCAUCAAUCCACUUUUGGAGCACCCUCAGUCCUAUAGCUCCACGCAGCCCUGCUAAACUCUCUUUCCAGUUUCCAACAAAUGGAAGUAACCAAAUACACAUCCCAACUCUCAGCGUUGAUGGACUUUCAACCCCUGUUGUUCUUUCUCCUGGACCUCAGAAGCCAUAAGGAAUCUGUGAACUGUGAUCAGUGGAUCAAUGUCUUUUAGAUAACUUUUCCUGUUGGUGUCCCAGAGGAAUAUUUUUAUUGAAAAGAAAACUGCAUCUUAUUUACCUUUUAAUGCACUAUUUUGAAGACAAAGAGUGGAAGCCCUACAUCCCAUAAAGUCUGGUUCCUUGGGGUAUCCCAUAGAAGACAUAUCUUCUGAUGUCCAUUUUAAAGGUUGUGUGAAGUUCUGUGUCUCUUAAGGACGUUCUGAAGAAGAAAGCACAUCAAUCCUGUGCAAUCCUAGUAAUGGGUAGCUGUAGUUUCAGGAUCAAGACAACAUUUUAAACAGGUAGUUACUUAAGUGUCCCAGGGUGCAUUAUGGGGGCUUAAAUGUCACUGACGCAAACUGAGGAUAAUGAAAAACAGAGGACUGGAUUUCCCAGGAAGAAAAUAAUGCCUUGAAAACUGUAUUACAGGGUAUUAAAAGUUGAGGAACUUUUUUUGUAGAGACAUUGAGACCAGGAUAAUGUGCAGUCUUAUUUUGGUGAUCAAGAUUUUAAUGUUUUUUAAUUGGUAACGUUUUUUGAGAGGAAUUCAUUCAGGAACAUUUCCUCAGAUAUUCUGCAUCUCAAGAAAAGCUAAUGUUACAGGUAUAUAUGGUCUAAUUUAAGAUUUUAUGAUGAAUGAAGUCCUGAAAGAAAUGUGUCUACUGGACAGACACUUAUCUAUCUACUCCUGAAGCUGUUUUGGGAGAGAACCCUGCCCCAUGUUAUUUUGUUUACCAGAUGUAGAAAAAAAGCAACAAGCUGAGGCCUAUUAUUUUUUUUACAUUCCUGUUAGAAGUCUUAGAAAGAAUAUUGAAAUAGCUUCUAUUUAUAUGUGCACAAAUGGCUUUGUAUAGAAGAUGAUAUAUUUUGACAUACAGAGGGGAAAAAAACUAAUUGGAGCCAAAUUUAUAAACAAAUCCCCAUGGCGAUUGUCAAUAUGGCGGCACUUUAAGAAAAAAGGGAAGAAGAUAUCUAUUUAUCAGAGUCUACAAGACUUCUUUAGAAAAUGGACACCCAGUUGAGUCAAAAAAUGCAUGGACAAGUUGAAUGACAAAGAAUGACGGCCAGUUAAAUGGGCCAAGAUAGAGCACAACUUGUUGCAACGACUCUAAUCUAAAUAAGUCGGGAUGGAUAUAUGAUGCACAAGACAAGAUGUCCCGCAGCUAUUCUAUGAAUGUAAUUCUGCAGAAUAUUUAAGAAUUUCCUAUAGUAUCUGCAGAAGAUUACCUGUGAGCUAAUUUUAUAAUCUGUUACUUGAAAGCCUCACACAUUCAGUCUUGUGUUUAUAAGUGAGAAUUAGCUUUCUGUGACGCAGGUAGAUUUCAUCUCUUGUAUAUAUCAGAGGCUAUAAUAUCACCUUGUGUUUCCUUAAAGCAUGGUGUGGUUCAACCACCUCUCUAAGCCAAGAUGCCAGUCAGCCCUCAUCUCACAGUUUGGUGUCAUGUUGUAGGUUUCAAAUUUUGAUCUAGGUAUUUUUUCUUUUUUUCUUUUAGUUAUUUUUCUUCCCCUUUUUUAUAGUUUUUAUUUGCCAUCAUUUCAGUUCAGUAUUUUACACUUCCUGAAAUAAAUUAUUUUCUUAAAGGGACAUUUAAAGGGUACUUUUUGCAUUACUGAUCCUGGAUAAGUGUUAAACUGUGUUUAAUUCCAGAAAAGUUGUUAAACAAAUAGGUAAUGUCCUCUUCUUGAGCUGUGUACUUUGUAUACUCUAAGGGUGAUUUUACCUAUGCGUUUAACCCAUUUGCAGGUCUUAAAUACAUAGGGUUUAAUCACAAGCCAUUAGAAGAGUUUAUCGAAUUAUUUUUCUAUAGAUUUCACUAUUAAUUGUCUAAGUUGAUUUUUGUAGAUAAAUCAUUUGAUCAGCUUUUCUAAAGCAUUGUGGUGGACCUUAUAGAUAUCUGGGAUGAGUAAUUCAAUAUUUGCAUAUCUAAUUAGUUAGAGCAGACCAUGUUUGCAUUACAUUUUCUUUUUUAAACCAUAUUGUAUAGCUAAUUUCCCUUUUAUUAAGACAUGUGUAACAAGACUGCUGUUCAUUAUCUGAUCUUCUCAUGGACAAUGUGAUGGACUCUUUACCAAAGAACUUGAAAAAAAACCCAGAAAUAGUGCAAUACCUUCUAUAAACCAAAAAAGUUAAAGGGCUUUACACGUUUCAACAAUUACAUCUGCCUUUCUCAAGAGCAAAAUGAGAACUCACAAAAUGUUAACCUUUAUUUAAGCUGAUAGGUUUUAAUGUUCCUGAGACUUCACAUCGGAAGUGUUUGUUGCUGUCUGUUGAAAGUGGAUACUGAAUAAAAUACUAAUUUUAACAAAUUUUAUCCUGUGAGUAAUUUCCUUUUUGUGAGAUUUGUUUCAUUGAAGGUAUCACACUAUUUCUGGUUCUAUUUAGCUUUUAAAAUUCUUUGGUAGAGUCCAUCACUUGGUCAAUGGGAAGAUCGGCGCAGCCAUUCUACAUAUGGAUUGGAUUUCUACAGUCUCGGAAGUGACUUCCAUCCAAGGAAGUAGUUGUAUUUAAUGUGCAAUAUUGUAUUUUUAUUGUUUGUAUAGUAUUGUUCAUUAUCUGAUUUUUGAUGAUAAGAUCAUCGUGCUCCAAGCUAGAGAAAUGGUCCGCUAAAAGCAAAUACUGCCGUAUACAUUUCACCUUACAAGGCUUUAUGGGUAAUAUCUUUUAAACACUAAUAACACAGCUGGCUCACCUCUGUUACAGGCCUUUCAUUGAAAGCUUGUUUGCUGAGAAGCUUGUUUCUGCCUCCUGACACUUUAUAUUAGUGUUUUUCAGAAUUGUAGUUCAGUGCUUUUGUAUUGCGCUUUUUUUUACAAACACAGAGAAUGUCUUUUUGUCUCAUGUUCUUUACCAUAUUGUUGCGUGGCCAGGACAUAUUCUAGUUUUCACAUUCCGUUCUGAUGAUCACAGAUCGCAUUUUCCAAAGAACUUCUCAGGAUUGUUUCCAAAUGCCAGACAAGAGGGGUGGGGGAAUGACACUUCCUGAAUAUACUUUUGUCAGGGUUAUUUUUUUAUUAUUAGUUAUAGGAGUGUCAAAUUUCAUAGGGCUCUCCUUUUUGAUUCCUAGGACCUUUCUAUUUUAACCACAGGGGCGUCUUGUCCUUGAAAGGGCUUCUGGGGAAAAAAGAGAUUUCCCACCCAUAGUGACUGGCGUACACUACUCUAGUUCACCUCAGCUUUUCAUUGGCUGAUUUCUGAUAUAUAAAUCAAGUGUUUGUUGCUCUGGUAUCCAAGCACAACAUGAAACCAAUAGUGUAUUAUAUUUUACUGAUUUAUAUAUCUAUAAGUAUAUCAUCUUCAUUUUUUUUAAAAUGUACAAUUAUUUUAAAUGGACAAAAAUUUAAUUUGUAACAAAUUGCAUACAUGUUCAAUUCUAUCAUUAAGUGUAGGAGACUUUGCUUUGCCUUGUUUUGGGCAAGCUAAGGGAAAUUAAAAAAAAGAAAGAGAAAUAUUGCCUUGGUCACAACCUAAUAUCUAUUUAUAGUAUAACAUAUAUACUGUA
Bombina bombina (fire-bellied toad) is the source of this 4959-nucleotide messenger RNA. RefSeq names its product ETS transcription factor ELK1 (gene ELK1). Gene Ontology annotation, cellular component: nucleus. Gene Ontology annotation, molecular function: sequence-specific DNA binding; DNA-binding transcription factor activity, RNA polymerase II-specific. The transcript is spliced from 7 exons. Bases 207 to 1433 code for a protein of 408 amino acids. The record is from RefSeq and is a predicted model, not a curated record. Gene Ontology annotation, biological process: regulation of transcription by RNA polymerase II; cell differentiation. Lineage: Eukaryota; Metazoa; Chordata; Amphibia; Anura; Bombinatoridae.